Messenger RNA from Dermatophagoides farinae (American house dust mite), 6277 nucleotides. The record is from RefSeq and is a predicted model, not a curated record. Lineage: Eukaryota; Metazoa; Arthropoda; Arachnida; Sarcoptiformes; Pyroglyphidae.
GCUGCUACUUUCUACAGAAUAAUCAAUCAACAACCUGCAAAUUCGUUCUUUUUAUAUAAAUUUGAAGAAUAAAAAUUUAAAAAAUGGGCAAAAACGAUCCAUCAGAUGAUCCCGAUCCAUCGCAAUAUUUGAUCGUUUCAUUGGAACAGAAACGAAAAGAUCAAACAAAACCAUAUGAUGGUAAAAAAAUGGUCUGGGUACCGGAUACGGACAAAUGUUUUCUAUUGGGUGAAAUUCAAUCAACAAAAGGUGAUGUCUGUACGGUUGCCGUAAAGGGUGAUGAGCGUCAAGUAAAAAAAGAUUUAUUACAACAAGUUAAUCCACCAAAAUUUGAAAAAACCGAAGAUAUGGCCAACCUAACCUAUUUGAAUGAAGCAUCCGUAUUGCAUAAUCUUAGAGAACGUUAUAAUUCCAAUAUAAUCUAUACCUAUUCUGGCUUGUUCUGUGUGGUAAUCAAUCCAUAUAAACGUUUUCCAAUCUAUACUAAUCGUGUAGUACAAAUGUAUCGUGGUAGACGUCGUACAGAGGUACCACCACAUUUGUUUGCCAUUUCUGAUGGUGCUUACACUGACAUGUUGUCCAAUCGAGAAAAUCAAUCCAUGUUGAUUACUGGUGAAUCAGGUGCAGGUAAAACUGAAAAUACGAAAAAAGUCAUCACCUAUUUUGCUACAGUAGCCGCUUCUGGUUAUAAACAUAAAUUCUCUACUGGUGGCAAUUUGGAAGAUCAAGUUGUACAAACUAAUCCGGUAUUGGAAGCAUUCGGUAAUGCUAAAACCGUACGUAAUGAUAAUUCAUCACGUUUCGGUAAAUUUAUCCGUAUCCAUUUCGGACCAAUGGGUAAAUUGGCUGGUGCUGAUAUUGAAACCUAUUUGUUGGAAAAAGCUCGUGUCAUCUCUCAACAAUCAUUGGAACGAUCAUACCAUAUUUUCUAUCAAAUUAUGUCUGGUGCUAUUAAUGGUUUAAAAGAAAAAUUAUUAUUGUCCAACGAUAUCCAUGAUUACUUUUUCGUAUCACAGGGUAAAACAGAUAUCCCUAAUGUUGAUGAUGCUGAAGAAAUGCGUUUGACCGAUGAAGCUUUCGAUGUAUUGGGUUUUUCUGCUGAAGAAAAAUUCGACAUCUAUCGUAUUACAUCGGCUGUAAUGCAUAUUGGUCAAAUGAAAUUCAAACAACGACCACGUGAAGAACAAUGUGAACCAGAUGGUAUGGAAGAAGGUGAAAGAGUUGCACAUUUAUUGGGAUUGAAUGCAGCCGAUUUAUAUAAGAAUCUAUCGAAACCAAGAAUCAAAGUUGGUAAUGAAUUUGUCACACAAGGUCGUACAGCUGCACAGGUUAGCUAUUCAAUUGGUGCAUUAGCUAAAGCCAUGUAUGAUCGUCUAUUCAAAUGGAUGGAAAAAUUGAAUGAAACAUUGGAUACACAACAAAAACGACAAUACUUUAUCGGUGUAUUGGAUAUUGCUGGCUUCGAAAUCUUUGAUUUCAAUUCAUUUGAACAAUUGUGUAUUAAUUUUACCAAUGAAAAAUUGCAACAAUUCUUCAAUCAUCACAUGUUUGUACUUGAACAAGAAGAAUAUAAACGUGAAGGUAUUAAUUGGGAUUUUAUUGAUUUCGGUAUGGAUUUGGCUGCCUGUAUUGAAUUGAUUGAAAAGCCUAUGGGUAUCUUAUCCAUUCUUGAAGAAGAAUCUAUGUUCCCAAAAGCUACCGAUAAAACAUUUGAAGAAAAAUUGAAAACCAAUCAUUUGGGUAAAUCACCAAAUUUCCAGAAACCGAAACCACCAAAACCAGGCUGUAAAGAAGCCCAGAUGGCCAUUGUACAUUAUGCUGGCACUGUACCAUACAAUGUUAUUGGUUGGCUUGAAAAGAAUAAAGAUCCAUUGAAUGAUUGUGUUGUUGAUCAAUUUAAACAUGGAUCAAAUAAUUUAAUACAAACCAUCUUUGAAGAUCAUCCAGGUUUAGGCGGUGGUGAUGAUGGCGGUAAAGGCGGUAAAGGUGGUGGACGUAAAAAGGGUUCCGGUUUCCAGACUGUAUCGGCAUUGUACAGAGAACAAUUGAACAAAUUGAUGGCAACAUUACGUUCAACACAACCACAUUUUGUUCGUUGUAUUAUUCCCAACGAAACCAAAUCUCCAGGUGUUAUUGAUGCUCAUUUGGUUAUGCAUCAAUUAACCUGUAAUGGUGUAUUGGAAGGUAUUCGUAUCUGUCGUAAAGGUUUCCCAAAUCGUAUGGUUUAUCCAGAUUUCAAACAACGUUAUACAAUUCUUGCACCAACUGCCGUACCUAAAGGUUUUGUUGAUGCUAAAGUGGCUGCCGAAAAAGUACUCAGUGCUAUCCAAUUGGAUGAGAAUGAUUUCCGUUAUGGCCAUACAAAGAUUUUCUUCCGUGCCGGUGUUCUCGGUCGUCUUGAAGAGAUGCGUGAUGAUCGAUUGAGCAAGAUUAUGACAUGGUUACAAGCCUGGAUCCGUUGGUAUUUCGUUAAAAAGAAUUUCAAAAAGCUUCAAGAUCAACGUGUCGCUUUGUUGGUCAUCCAACGAAACUUGCGAAAAUUCCUUACCCUUCGAAAUUGGUUGUGGUGGAAAUUGUAUUCGAAAGUCAAGCCAUUGCUCAACGUUGCUCGUGUUGAAGAUGAACUUAAAGCUUUGGAAGAGAAACUUAAAAAAGAAACCGAAGCACGCGAAAAAGAAGAAAAAUUAAGAAAAGAUUUGGAAGUACAGAAUGUCAAAUUGUUGCAAGAGAAAAACGAUUUGUACUUGCAAUUGGAAGCCGAACGAUCAUCAUCCGGUGAUGUUGAGGAACGUUUGAUGAAAGCCGUUUCACAGAAAAAUGAUUUAGAAAGCCAAUUAUCGGACUUGCAAGAUCGAUUAUCACAUGAAGAGGAUGCCCAUGCUAGCCUUAGCUCAUCGAAAAAGAAAUUGGAAAAUGAAAUCCAAAAUCAAAAGAAAGAAAUUGAAGAUUUGGAACUUGCCUUACAAAAAGCUGAACAAGACAAACAAUCCAAAGAUCAUCAGAUCCGAAACCUUAACGAUGAGAUCGCCCAUCAAGAUGAAUUGAUCAAUAAAUUGAAUAAAGAAAAGAAAAACUUGCAAGAGAUGGGCCAAAAAACUGCCGAAGAUUUGCAAGCCACUGAAGAUAAGGUCAACCAUUUGAACAAGGUGAAAGCCAAAUUGGAACAAACCUUGGACGAAUUGGAAGAUAGCUUGGAACGUGAAAAGAAAGCACGUGCUGAUAUCGAAAAGAACAAACGUAAAGUUGAAGGCGAUUUGAAAUUGGCACAGGAAGCUGUUGCUGAUUUAGAAAAGAAUAAAAAAGAAUUGGAAACCAAUUUGCAACGUAAAGAAAAAGAGUUGCAAAGUUUGGCCUCAAAACUUGAGGAUGAACAGGCAUUGGUUGCCAAACUUCAGAAACAAAUCAAAGAACUUCAAUCACGAAUUGAAGAAUUGGAAGAAGAAUUGGAAUCUGAACGACAAGCUCGUGCUAAAGCUGAAAAACAACGUGCCGAUUUAGCACGUGAAAUUGAAGAAUUAAGUGAACGAUUAGAGGAAGCUGGCGGUGCCACUUCAUCACAAAUCGAAUUGAAUAAACGUCGUGAAGCAGAAAUGGCUAAACUUCGUCGUGAUCUUGAAGAGGCCAACCUUAAUCAUGAACAAGCCAUGUCAGCAUUGCGUAAAAAACAUAAUGAUUCUGUUGCCGAAUUGAGUGAACAAGUGGACCAAUUGACCAAAGCCAAACAACGUGUUGAAAAAGAAAAACAACAAGUGAAAGCUGAAUUCGAUGAUUUGAAAGGAAGCGUCGAUCAUCUUGCCAAAGAUAAGGCCAAUAUUGAAAAACAAAACAAACAAUUGGAAAUGCAAUUGGGUGAAGUUACAGGCAAAUUAGAUGAAGCUAAUCGUAAUUUGAGCGAUUUCGAUGCCUCCAAAAAGAAAUUGGCCGCUGAGAAUGGCGAAUUGCAACGUCAAUUGGAGGAUGCUGAAUCACAGGUCAACCAGUUGACCAAACUCAAGAGCUCAUUGCAAAGUCAAUUGGAGGAAGCUAAACGAACGGCCGAUGAAGAGAGCCGAGAACGUGCUUCCGUCAUGUCGAAACUCCGUAAUUUGGAACACGACCUCGACAAUGUCCGUGAAUCUCUUGAAGAAGAAACUGAAGCCAAAGCCGAUUUGCAACGACAACUUAGCAAAGCUAAUGCCGAAAUUCAACAAUGGCGAGCCAAAUUCGAAUCUGAAGGUCUUGCACGGUUGGAAGAAUUGGAAGAGGCUAAAAAGAAAUUGGGCGUCAAAUUACAAGAGGCCGAUGAACAUAUUGAACAACUUAAUUCCAAAGUGGGCUCAUUGGAAAAGACCAAACAACGUUUGCAAGGCGAAAUCGAAGACAUGUCGAUCGAAGUGGAACGUGCCAAUGCAUUGGCUGCAACACUCGAAAAGAAACAGAAAACAUUCGACAAAGUUAUUGCCGAAUGGAAACAAAAAACCGACGAUUUGGCUGCCGAAUUGGAUGCUUCGCAGAAAGAAUGCCGAAACUAUUCAACAGAAUUGUUCAAACUUCGUGCCGCAUACGAAGAAAGCCAAGAACAAUACGAAGCUGUUAAACGAGAAAACAAAAAUCUCCAAGAUGAGAUCAAAGAUUUGCUCGAUCAAUUGGGAGAAGGUGGCCGAUCGGUACACGAAUUGGAAAAAUCACGAAAACGAUUGGAAAUGGAGAAAGAAGAAUUGCAAGCAGCUCUAGAGGAAGCCGAAGCUGCAUUGGAACAAGAAGAGAACAAAGUAUUGCGUGCUCAAUUGGAAUUGUCCCAGGUUCGACAAGAAAUCGACCGACGAUUGCAAGAGAAAGAGGAAGAAUUCGAAAAUACUCGAAAGAAUCAUCAACGUGCCUUGGAUUCGAUGCAAGCCAGCUUGGAAGCCGAAUCACGACAGAAAGCCGAAGCUUUACGUAUGAAAAAGAAACUCGAAUCAGAUAUCAACGAAUUGGAAAUUGCAUUGGAUCAUGCCAACAAAGCCAAUGCCGAAGCCCAGAAGAAUAUCAAAAAAUACCAACAGAAUAUCAAAGAAUUGCAAACAGCAUACGAAGACGAACAACGUGCUCGGGACGAAGCCCGUGAACAAUAUGCCAUGGCUGAAAGACGAUGCAAUGCAUUGCAAGGAGAAUUGGAAGAAAGUCGACAAUUGUUGGAACAAGCUGAUCGUGGCCGACGACAAGCCGAAGGUGAAUUGGCCGAAUUACAUGAUCAAGCCAAUGAUUUGUCUGCCAACAAUGCAUCAUUAUCGAUGGCCAAACGUAAAUUGGAAGGUGAAAUGCAAGCCUUACAAGCCGAUUUGGAUGAAAUGCUCAACGAAGCCAAACAAUCCGAAGAGAAAGCCAAAAAAGCUAUGGUCGAUGCUGCUCGAUUGGCUGAUGAACUUCGUGCCGAACAAGAACAUGCUCAACAACAAGAAAAAAUGCGAAAAGCAAUGGAACAACAAAUCAAAGAUUUGCAAGUACGAUUGGAAGAAGCCGAACAAGCUGCAUUGAAAGGUGGCAAAAAGACUAUCCAAAAAUUGGAACAAAAACUUCGCGAAUUGGAACAAGAAUAUGAAAGCGAACAACGACGACAUGGUGAUGCAUCGAAGAACUUGCGUAAAGCUGAACGUCGUAUCAAGGAAUUGCAAUUCCAAGCCGAUGAAGAUCGUAAAAACUAUGAACGUAUGCAAGAUUUGAUCGAUAAAUUACAACAAAAGAUCAAAACAUACAAACGACAAAUUGAAGAAGCUGAAGAGAUUGCUGCCCUUAAUUUGGCUAAAUAUCGUAAAGUACAACAAGAAUUGGAAGAUGCUGAAGAACGUGCCGAUAUGUCCGAAAAUGCAUUGGCUAAACUUCGUGCACGAAACAGGAGCUCUGCAUCAGCUACACGUGGUGUUAGUCCUGGACAGGCUGUACCAAAACCAAGAAAAACACGCGUUGAAGAUGAAUAAACGCAUCUCCACAUAUUUAUCCAAAACACAUGAACACACACACACCCAUUCAUUUAUUUAUGUUCUUCAAAAUCAGAAAUUGAUUAAUUAUCCUUAUUCACUUACAUACACACCCACACAUAGACACAAAAUCACCAAUCUAUCUACUAAAAUUAAAUCCAAAAAAAAACGUUAUUUGUCGUUGAUAAAAUAAUGAUAAGAAUAAUCAAUCAAACCACCAAGACAGUGUGUCACCAUUGUUAUUUCUAUCGUAUUUAUUAUUAUAAUUACAAUUAUUUAAAUUGUCCAAUUUUAUUUUGAAAAUGAUUCUAUUGUAAUAACAUCGUAGAUCAACAAAUAUC